Molecule: messenger RNA, 2652 nt
Organism: Polypterus senegalus (gray bichir)
Lineage: Eukaryota; Metazoa; Chordata; Cladistia; Polypteriformes; Polypteridae
Product: P2Y purinoceptor 13-like
Exons: 3
Coding region: 557-1582 (341 amino acids)
Biological process (GO): negative regulation of adenylate cyclase activity; G protein-coupled receptor signaling pathway
Cellular component (GO): membrane
Molecular function (GO): G protein-coupled purinergic nucleotide receptor activity
Source: RefSeq, a predicted model, not a curated record
UGUAAAUUUUGAGCAGCUUCCAUUGCGAUUAUGCCAACUGAAAAAUGCACCUUCAUAAUAAUUUCAGUAAUGAGUCCAUAAACAUCUUCCUGUUUACCAUAACCACACUUGUUAGCAUUGGUUGCACAAUGGCUAAAUGCCAGUGAGAGGAUAGAAUCUUUACAUUGGUCACAGAUAUGUAUUAUAGAUUUAUCUAAAUCUAUCUAGAAAUCACAAUUUAACUGUUUAAAAUGUAAGUAAUUUACACAGGGGCUUAAUGAAUGCAACAGAAUGUUCUUAGUCUAAAAUCAUUACAGCACCCGAUUGGUUUUUCAGAAGGGGAAAUGAAAUGCAGACAUUGAAGCAACUGAAAGAAAUUCACUAGAGAAACUCAGAUCUGCUGGAGACAACAGUGUGAGGUGGCAGAGCAGCUUAUAUACAGUAGUGCUCAGAAAUACUGCUACUGUUGAUUCUUGCUGGAGUCGGCGGUUGAGGACCCGAUGUCUUGUCAGGACAGAGGCCUGAGGACUUGCCAUUUCAGUCCUGCACCAACAGAAGGUCCACAGAAGAGUGUAAAAUGAAUUUGAAUUUGACAAAUGCUUCCAUACUCCAGAAUGUGUCUUCAGCGAAAUGUGUGCGUGACACCAGCAUCACAAAAGUCAUAUUUCCAUGCCUGUACAUGUUGCUGGCCAUUGCCUCCAUUUUCCUCAACAGUCUGAUGGCAUGGAUCUUCUUCAAAAUCCCAAGUAAAUCAACAUUUAUUGUUUACCUUAAGAAUGUGAUGGUGGCUGAUUUAAUCAUGACUGUGACUAUUAUAAUUAAAGCAGUGAGUGAUGCUGAACUUGGUCAGUAUUACCUGAAAGCUUUUGUCUGCCGCUACAGUGCUGUUUUGUUCUACAUGAUGAUGUAUGUCAGCAUCAUUCUCUUAGGCCUAAUCAGCCUGGAUCGGUUUCUGAAAAUUGUGAGGCCCUUUGGAAGAUCCUUCAUCCGCAAAGCAACAUUUGGAAAAUAUUUCACCAUUACUCUGUGGGCUUUAAUGUUCUUUAUAACAGCUUUACCCAACAUGGUUUUCACCAAUAAAAAACCAACACCUUUCUUAGCAAGAAAAUGCAGCUUGUUAAAAGGGCAAUUUGGCCUGCAAUGGCAUGAGGCUAUCAACUAUAUUUGCCAAGUUAUUUUCUGGACAGUUUUUGGUUUGAUGACUGUGUGUUACACAUUAAUCAGCAAGAAAGUAUAUGACUCAUAUCGAAAUAGCCAAGGCACUAAUAAGAAUGCCACAGUGCUUGUUAAAUUACGUGUGUUUGUUGUGGUGGCUGUGUUCUUCAUCUGCUUUGCCCCAUUUCAUUUUAAUAGAAUACCUUACACACUGAGCCAGACAGGGAAAGUGUCAAACUGCCACAUGCAGAAUAGCUUGUAUAUAACAAAGGAAACUACUCUAUGGCUUUCUGCAACUAAUGUCUGUUUGGAUCCAAUUAUGUAUGUGCUCUUGUGUAAAUCGUUCCAGAAGAAGGUACCUGAUGCAAUACGAAAAGUGUGCAGAUGUCUUCCUUUUCAACCACCAGAGUCAUCAUUUACAGAAGAUGUUGAAGCAACAACAGUUUAAACAUUUCAAAAUACUUGUGAAAUGUUUUAGGAUAUGGCUCACAUGACUGGCUUAUUAAUUCAAUAUAAAAUUUUAGCAUUUAUAUAAACAUAAUUCCUGACAUUAAAUAAGCAAAGAAAUGUCAAGUGUGUAUGUAUAUAUUUGACCUUUUAAAAGGGAAGAAGUAAUCUACAAUACCAGGAAAACCUGUGAUUACUGUACUUUGAAUUAUAGAUCUUUAAGUUACAGUGUAUCAGGUGACUGAAAAAAUCCUGCGACUUCAGUGUUCAAUGUAUUUUGUUGAGCAUCAUUGAUUUAUGUAUUAGAAGUGGACCUUGUGCAGGGCUGUUUUCUGGUGAUGAUGGAAUGGCUCUUCUGUACUCAAGCAACCCUGAAUAAGUCUGUAGUAAGUGUGUUACAGAAUAUGAAGUUAAUAUGGAAGAACUCUCUACAUUUUAAAUUUUAUCCUCCUUGAACAAGGCUAUCGUCACAGACAAUGUCAAUGACCACUAUUAGAUGAGUGGCGGCAUUCUGAUGUUGGUCGGACACCCCAUGUUCUGGCAAUACAAAUGCAAUAUGCAUUCAAAAUCAUAUAAAGUCAUUUCUCAUUUAAACUUAAGACUAUUUCACCACAACAAAAUUGAUAGUAAACAUAUUGGCAUAUGUCACAGAAGUUCAGGUCCAGCCAUUCCAAUGCUUGGCAGCGAUCAACGAUACUCAUGUCAAGACUUAUUCAGACUGGAUGCUAGCAUUCACUCUCUCUUGAAAACUAAAAUUUGUGUUUACUUAAAUUAAAAGGGGAUUGCACUAUGAAAUUCUUAAAAAGUCUCUAAAUUUGCUGGUGCAUAUGUAAAUGUAUAUGUUGUAGGUUUGUAUUAAAAUGUACCUAUGCAUACAUUCACUGGAUUCAAUACAAUUUACUAUGGCUCUAGAUAAUGUUGCAGCAGCAUUGGUGAAAAUUUUAUGAACUUGGUCCUGAUCAUAUAGAUCAGAGCAGUUUAAAAUAGCAGUGUGUCUUUAAAAUAGUGAAAAGAAUAAAGCAUCAUCACAGGAAAUCCAUUCUAGUGAAUAAAAUGAAAAAUUGUUAAACC